Molecule: messenger RNA, 507 nt
Organism: Solanum stenotomum
Lineage: Eukaryota; Viridiplantae; Streptophyta; Magnoliopsida; Solanales; Solanaceae
Product: putative disease resistance RPP13-like protein 1
Exons: 2
Coding region: 1-507 (168 amino acids)
Source: RefSeq, a predicted model, not a curated record
AUGCAUGGAAUAACAGAGGUGACAGAAGAAUUCUAUGGCAGUUUGUCCUCUAAAAAGCCUUUUAACUGUCUUGAGGAACUUAGAUUUGAAGAUAUGCCGGAGUGGAAGCAAUGGCACUUACUAGGAAGUGGAGAGUUCCCUGCACUUGAGGAGCUUAUAAUUAAAAAUUGCCCUGAGCUCAGUUUGGAGACACCCAUCCAACUUUCAAGUUUAAAAAGGUUUAAAGUUAGUGGUUCUCCAAAGCAUAUUGCCCACUACCUUGAAGAGAAUACAGAUAUAUAUGGUUGCAAGAAAUUGAAAUUGCCUCAAAUUCAGGCAAUGCCCUACUUUUCGCACCUCACUUCGCUUCAAAGUCUACAGAUCUGGUAUUUCCCUAAUCUCCAAUCACUUCCCGAAUCAGCACUGCCCUCCUCCCUCUCUCACCUGGAGAUCAGAAAUUGCCCUAAUCUCCAAUCUCUUCCAGUGAAAGGGAUGCCAUCUUCCCUCUCUCAGCUUGACCAUAGAUAA